This is a messenger RNA of Aureobasidium vineae, 3270 nucleotides long. Lineage: Eukaryota; Fungi; Ascomycota; Dothideomycetes; Dothideales; Saccotheciaceae. The record is from the annotation of a GenBank genome assembly.
AUGUCGUUCGCGGUCGUCGGCAUUGGGGCAGGCAUCGGGGCCCUCUUUCUCUGCGCAGCCUGCUUUGUUGUCUACCAGAUAUAUAAGCGCAGACGCGAACACAAUCGCGAAAUCGCCGAGAUCGAACAAGGCUUCCCUCCUGCACGACCUGUGGAAGUCACUCGGUCACAGCAAGAACCUGGCGCGUGCCAACUACCAUUGAUACCUACAUACGUACCUUGUGGAGGAUGGGGUGCACUGGCAUCAACAGAGACAAUCAAUAAUCUGCCACCGUUCGCGCAAGUCAACAACCGCCUCCAUCCAGCCUUCAUCUUUCCAGAAGAGCAGACACGGACAGGAUGGAAUUUCCCUGGACGAAGACCAAGGAUGGGACGUCUGCCGUCCAACGCUAGAAGACUGCAAGCACUUUCAGCCAUCAUUGAGAGCCCAAGAGGAGGUAUGCCCAAAGCAGGAUCCAGAAACUCACCGGCUGCUACCAAAGGCGGUGCUGUCAGGGAACAGGAGAUACAAUCCACUUCUGUGGAGCAGUUGAUCGCAAAGCCAGAGGUCGUUAGGACAGAUUCGCCACAAAUACCUCCUCGCUCAUCCUCGCGGCCAAUACGGCUUACUGAUGUGCCACCACCAAAGCCGCUCUCAAGAGAGCCAUCAUGCCGACCCCGAGCAGCUCGAUCAAAGUCAUUAGGGACUGUCUCUGAUCCCAACAAGCCUAAUUCGACAGACACAUUCGCAUCUGCCCCUGGGCCGGCACCAACGGGACCAUUGCCUCCUCUCCCGCCUUUACCAAGGAACAUCAGUCGGCACAGUGACUAUAACCCGGCAAACCGUCACAGUGCUCUCGGUAUACCUUCAGCAAAGCAUAGUGAGAGUACAUCAACCAGCUUAAACAGCGGUUCUCAGCGCAACUGGGAAAGGAUUAUGAGAUCCGAAGACAUCAGUUCGAUACCAGAGUUUAAGAAUACCCCAAAACCCUCGACACUGGACGAUGCUGCGGCAGGAGCAGGAGUUGAAGUUUCAUCUAAUGGCGGCAACUCUCGACCAGGAAGCUACCUCGGACACAGAAGAAGUCUUGUGUGUCUGAGUAUCACCUCAGGUGGUAGUAAUCGUAACUCUGUUUCUAGUAUUGCGUCUACCUUGGAGAAACAGUCGAACAGGCUCUCGAUACCGCAAAUUCUCAAUGUCGAUCGAAUCAGUAUCAGUCGUGUAUCAUCAUCGGACUCGCUCAAGGGCGGCGUCACCAUGAUCAGCACCCCAAGACGACACACCGGAUCGUCGAGAGUCUCAGCAACCGGAUCACCAUCAGAGAAGCCCAAACCAAAUGUCCUACGAGCUGUCUCGGGCAAUUCUCUAUCUCCACAGAGACCAAUGAAGAGUGCAUUGAGAGACUCGAGUGAUGAGGUCAUGUCCAAGUGGGAAAAGUCAGUGAUAGGAGCUAGGCACUCAAUCUUGAAGGGCAGUCCCGGUGCGAGAAAAGGCCAUCGCAGACAAAAUUGUGUCCGCUUAUCGACUCUCGCACCCACUGUUCUAGGACCAGGGGCUCGAAGCAGAUCGACUAGUCCUUCAAUGGAUGAGAUUCAAGAAGAAUCACCGGAUCGUACAGCUGGGCCAGUGGCCGACAAGCAUUUGAAUGGCGAUGUGACAUUGCGGCCGCGAACCACCAUGGAUCCUUUGAGGUUACGCGCAUCACUCACGCCUAGCUCUCCGACUCUUUCUAUGGUCGCAUAUCAGAAUGAGCCGUUGCCCUGGCACAGUGAGGUAAAUUCUAGACGUGCAUCUUAUGUGUCGCCAGGGGCAAAGUCCGCCUUGUCGCGAGAGGCAUCGCUAUUCAGCAUACCCAAUCUUCCAGAUAUGAACCAUGUCGACAAAGAUGAAGAGGUGCAGCAAGGAUCGGAAACACCUGCAAUUGAAUUCACGCGUCCAUCGACUGAAUGGUCAGAGCAUGAGCGCAGUCCUCCAUUUGGGCUUCAUGUUACACCGAGCAACUCGAAGCGUUCGGUCUACAAGCCUGAAGAAUCACCACCACUGCCGUCAUGGUCAAACAAAUACGACCCUUCUUGGCCGAUGCUGAUUACGGAUCCUCCUGCCAGCGGACAAGAGUAUGAUCCGAGCAGACCUAUCUCGGUCUACUCUUCUGGUGAAGAAAACAGCAGCUCGCCCAACUUCCCGUUCGCUGUCAGAGAUGAGCCCAUACCAACGACUUGUUCCUCACCGCCAUCAUUCCUAGCUGACUAUGAUGAUGAAAAAGAGAACAGAGGCAGGAGAUCGCCAUACAGCGAAAAGGAGACUGAAUCGCCGUAUGCGCGUGCAGCUGCUCUCACUCAACGCAUCCGUUCACCCUUCGAAUCCAUGCCCAUCCUUCGUCCCCAUGCCUCAUUCAUGGAAGACUUAGACCCAAGCCUACCCUCCCCACCCCCAUCACCCAACUCCAGCAUCUGCAAAACACCACCGCUGCUAUGCCGUACCAUCAGCAAUGGUAGCGAUACCCUCGCCAGCCCAAAACCAUCACUCCUAAACAGCAGUGCCCACCGUCGUUGCAGCACAAGCCCCCGUCGCCGCAGCACUAUUUCGUCGCCUCAACGCCGCAGCGGCGGCAUCGAAAAACCUUCCUGCUCACGCAGCAAACGUGUCACAGGCCCCCGCGCUCAACCACCAAAAGACAUUCGCAAAAGCAUCAUGGCACUACGACGCAUGAAUUCUUCCCUCCAAGUUUCCGAAGACGAGAUGGGCAAAGGAUCACAUCGCUACUUGCAUUUAGGUCGAGAAGCUUCCGUGCAACUUCCCUUUGACUUUGGCUUUUCGUCCGAUACUGAAGAUGGUAGUUCACCACCAAAAGAUGUUCUACUGUCUGAGGAGCAAGAGGAGAUGGCGAGUAGGGAGUGUCAUAUACUUACUUACUCACCCACGAAACCGACAUUGAGUCUUUUGACCACUGUUCCUCAAGCCAAAGGUACACGUCUCAGUGUCUGGGAAAACGGGGAAAGAUAUUGGCAAGAAGCGCAAGAUUGUGCAAGCACAGGCAGUCCUAUCGAUACACCCACGUCUGCGUUGAACAAACUACUGGGUUGGGAACAAAAAGACAACGCAACAUUGACACACCAGAAUCACCAAGAGAUGGAAGCUUCCAGGGAUGCAGAUUCAGGCAAAGCAAACCUACAAAUCUUACACGAAGGCCAGGAAACACAGACUUGGGAUAAGAGAAAGAGUAAAGCGAUGGAGACGCCAAAGAGUGUGCGGAGUUUAUAUGAUCAACAGGGGUUUUAUACGAGUCCGUGA